ACGAUCCAGUUACGUACAGAGGUCAGAAGCCAUGUCGUGCUACAUGCAAACAGGUGUACAGAAGUUGCACGUUCGCUAUUAGCCACUCGAAAUUCUACUGGCCUUCGGAAAUGAAAUGCGAAAAUUUUAACGAUACAUUUUGCUAUAAUCUUACAAAAGAAGUUGAAGUUGUCCCAGUUACACCGUCGGCGACUCCGUUCAUAGUUCCCCAGCGACGUCGAAGAGCAACAAGGGUAAACGAAAGUUGCAUAACUACUCCAUUUACUCCUAUUUGCUCAAUAGUAUCCGAGACUACAAGAGAUGAGGAUGUGCAGCAAACAAACAGGACGUAUUUCUCAAGAACAAUUAAUCCCUUCUCCAACUAUUUUGGACACAAUUCUACAGAUGAGGCUGUGUACAAAUUGAGUAGCUUUUCCACAUUUUUAAGCGCAUUGCGUCGACCAGGAGUACCGCGUAAUCUUACAAUUUUCUACAAUGGAUGUUUUAAUGCUACAGUUCUUGUUCUUUGUCACCUACAUUUGCCAAAAUGUCCCAUAAUGCCCAUGCACCAACGUGUGUGUCUAUCAAUGACAGCCAGAGGAGGAGUUUGUAAUGUGGCUAUAAACGAUUUGAAUGUCAUAGGAUAUAGUUUUCAAUGGCCUCUAAUUAACAUCAGCUGCCAAGACCAGCAAUGGUUCACCAAUGAUAGUGUUAGGGUUCCGUCUAUCGUCAGAAAUGUUGAAUUUGGUCCACCUCCACCAAGAAAAAUAGAAAUUACUCAAAGAUCUACAAAACUGGAGGUUAACUUCACCCAAAAUAACAACAUCAACACGACAGUAUUAUACAAGCCACGUGGUAGCAAUGUUCCUUAUCAAUACCAGAUAUUAUCUUCCCGCAAUUACUCUAUACUUGAUAUUCUUGAACCUGGCACGGAUUACGACAUUAAAAUUGCUUCCCUCAAGACUCCAUCUGGCUUGCCAGGUGCUUUUGGUGAAUUCGACAUCAACACAUAUGGACAGUGUCCAAAUGAUAGGACGGGUGAGGAAAUUGCUCAAGGAUUAUUUCUUUGGACGAUUGAGGAUGCAAAAAAUUCGCAGACUUUUACUUGUCCUCUCCACUUACAACCCAAUGGCCCUAGGCAAAACGCAAGUCGAAAUUGCUCAUGCCAGGAUAGUACGUGCAAGAAUCCGAUUUGGGAAGAACCGUACACAAGAGAGUGUGAUUACACUAUAGUUGAAGAUCCACCUACAACAGAAACCCUUUCAAAAUUGUAUCAGUUAUUUCAAAGUGGAAUUGUAUCGGAACAGAAAGCCACCGAAGAGUUAAAGAACAUAACUCAGAAAACUGUCACCAAAUUUACCGUUAAUGAUAUCCUUUUAUGCACACUAAUCUUGGAAGGGAUUGUAAGACAGACUGAAGACUUAAAAAAGACUGGACCAAAUCUUGUUAAGAUUAUUGAUAAUCUCCUAAAUACUGCAUACAAUGUUCUGAAGCAGGGACAACAGAAAAGCAACGUUUCUGCCAGGAUUGUCAGAGUCCUUGAAACAUUUUUGGACAACAUUCCUCUUGAUUAUGGAACUGAUUAUCGGCAAAAUGAAACAAACAUUGCUGUUUUUGCAAAGGACUUCAACCCCCGCGAAUUUGAAGGAGCAGGAGCUGCUUCCAUCAAUGAAAUUGUGAGGCAAGAUUUUGAAGUCUAUAAUGACGAUUUGGAUGUAAAACAAAAUUCUUCACAAGUCUCGAUCACGUUGCCUCAGUCAUUGUUUAAAAACCUGGAUAUUGAAUCAAAAAAUCAAAACCAACGAAUUUCCUUUGCAAUAUAUCGCUCUACUUUGUUCUUUGCAAGUUUUGUAGAAGCUUUAGUAAACAUGACAACUAACACUGUUCGUGAAAAUAACAGUUACGUAAUAUCAGGCUCAGUGAAAGGACAAAAACUGAAGGAUUUAUCAGAGCCGGUGGUCACAACGUAUAAGCCAUUGAGAGCAGCUGUUGAUGACUCAACAGCUUGCGUGUUUUGGAACUUUACUGCAAAUAACGGCACUGGAGACUGGGCACCGGAUGGAUGUUCUUUUCAAGGAAUAAAGAAUGGCAUUGUUAGGUGUCAUUGUACACAUCUGACCAACUUUGCAAUAUUAAUGGAUGUUUAUAUCCACGACAGAAAUCCAACCCACGACCAGGCGCUAAGUAUAAUCAGCUAUGUUGGCUGUGCUAUUUCAUUGGUCGGUCUCAUUUUGACUAUGACUACUGUACUAAUAUUCAAAGAUCUUCGAACCAAGAUUCCUACGCAAAUCCUUUUGAACUUCUGUUUGGCUUUGACUCUGACGCUAGUUGUGUUUCUUGCGGGUGCAGAAAGAUCAAGGACGUCCUCGAUGGCCCUAUGUCGGACAGCGGCCAUUGCAAUGCACUACUUUGUGUUAUCCAUGUUCUUUUGGACAUCGAUCCAAGCUUAUAACAUGUAUUUGUCGUUUGUGAAAGUGAUGCCAAGAUACUAUUCUAAGUUCAUGUUGAAGUGUUGUGUUGUUGGAUGGGGUUUUCCAGCAUUGAUUGUGGUGAUUUGCGCUGCUGUAGAAGUCGAAAAAUAUGGUGAUGAGCAAUUCUGUCGUGUACAAGGUUCGCCGUUUUAUUAUGGUUUCCUAACUCCAGUUGUUUUAAUUAUUGCUCUUAAUGCAGUCGCAUUUGUGUUCAUAAUUCACUCGCUGUUGAAUGCUGGAUCUAAGGUUGCCGCUGACAAGAAAGCUACUGGUUUGCAGCACGUACGACGAGGAACCGCCAUUUUGAUUGUACUUGGACUAACCUGGAUAUUUGGCGUGUUUGCUUUAAGCGACGCAAAGUUAGUUUUUCAAUAUUUGUUUGCCAUACUCAACUCCUUUCAAGGAUUUUUAGUAUUCGUAUUUUAUUGCCUGCUAUCUUCGGAUACACGUGCCAAGUACGCAAAACUUUGUCAAACUCAACGUGGAUCGGAAAAUAGCCGAAAGCGUUACACUCCUCAGACGACAUCCGAAGGCCGAUUCCAUGAGAUCAACAUGAAUAAAAAGAAGAAAGGAAAUGUUUACACAAGCAGCAACCCUACUUCAACGACCUUGCCAGAGCAGGAAAAACUGGAAAUGACGUCUUUUAAAGCGUAAUAAAUCAUCCAGUGUACAUUCUGGUAACCAACCAGAAAACCAAACGACCGUUAUAUUUUUUGUUAAAAUUAACCAUGGACCUUUGACAUUUUACAAUUUGUAUACAAUGCUUGCAUGAUGAAGAGAGAAGUAACUUUAAAUUGCUGUUUUACCAGUAUAAUAGCCAAUUUUCUUCUAUAACAAUUCUGUUCAUUUAUAAACAAGAAAAAUUAAGGAAUAUAUUAACUUGUCCAUUGAA
Molecule: messenger RNA, 3342 nt
Organism: Xenia sp. Carnegie-2017
Lineage: Eukaryota; Metazoa; Cnidaria; Anthozoa; Malacalcyonacea; Xeniidae
Product: adhesion G-protein coupled receptor G2-like
Exons: 12
Coding region: 111-3104 (997 amino acids)
Biological process (GO): G protein-coupled receptor signaling pathway; cell surface receptor signaling pathway
Cellular component (GO): membrane
Molecular function (GO): G protein-coupled receptor activity; protein binding
Source: RefSeq, a predicted model, not a curated record